AUGUCAAAUUCUAAAGAAAAAUCAUCAAUAAGUGAUUCACAACGAAGAAAUACCGAUUCUUCAUUAUCCGAAAAAUCAAUGACCAAUACACCUACAACUAAUAAUACCAAAAAUGACCAACUAUCUACACAGGGCCAUGUAUCACAACAGUACUAUAGACUACCAAUUGAAGAGGUGGUUAAGGAAUUCAAUACUGAUGUAGCAGAUGGAUUGUCACCAAACGAAGCCUCAUCGAGAAUCACCACCUAUGGUGCCAACAAUCUUGGUGAAGAGGAUUCCAUAUCCUACACCAAAAUUUUGGCCCACCAAGUUUUCAAUGCCAUGAUAUUAGUCUUGUUUAUCAGUAUGAUUAUUGCCCUUGCUAUUAGAGAUUGGAUUUCCGGUGGUGUUAUUGGAUUUGUUGUUGGUAUCAAUAUCCUCGUUGGGUUUGUCCAAGAAGUUAAAGCAGAGAAAACCAUGGGCUCGUUGCGUAACUUGUCAUCACCAACAGCAAGAGUCACGAGAAAUGGAGAUGAUAUCACUAUUCCAGCUGAAGAAGUUGUUCCAGGAGAUGUUGUCCAUGUCAAAGUUGGUGAUACUGUGCCUGCUGAUUUGAGAUUGUUUGAUGCUAUGAAUUUGGAAACUGACGAGGCGCUAUUGACAGGUGAGUCGUUGCCAGUGCAAAAGGAUCACACAGCUAUUUAUGAUGACUACUCAGUGCCUAUCCCCGUUGGUGAUAGAUUAAAUUUGGUUUACUCGUCUUCGGUUGUUUCCAAAGGUAGAGGUUCCGGUAUUGCUUAUGGAACUGGUUUAAGCACUGAAAUUGGUCAAAUUGCUCAAUCACUUAGAGGUAACACUGGGUUAAUUAGAAAAGUUGACAAAUCAAAUGGUAAACCGAAAAAGAGAGAAUAUGGCCGUGCUUGUGCUGGAACUGUUUACGAUAUCGUGGGAAACGUUCUUGGUAUAACUGUUGGAACACCAUUGCAAAGAAAACUUUCAUGGUUGGCUAUUUUCUUGUUUUGGGUGGCGGUUGUGUUUGCCAUUGUUGUAUUGGGUUCGCAAAAGAUGAUUGUUAAUCGUGAAGUUGCCAUUUACGCCAUUUGUGUGGCAUUGUCCAUGAUCCCAUCUGCCCUUAUUGUUGUCUUGACCAUUACCAUGGCUGUUGGUGCUCAAGUUAUGGUUUCGAAAAAUGUCAUUGUCCGUAAAUUGGACUCAUUGGAAGCUUUAGGAGGUAUCAAUGAUAUUUGUUCCGACAAGACAGGUACUUUAACUCAAGGUAAGAUGAUUGCUAAAAAAGUUUGGUUGCCAAAUGUUGGUACCUUGGAAGUGCAAAAUUCAAAUGAGCCAUAUAAUCCAACGGUGGGUGAUGUGAAAUACGCUCCAUACUCGCCAUAUUUCAUCAAAGAAACCGACGAAGAAGUUGAUUUUAAUAAACAUCAUCCUGAUCCCAUGCCACAAAGCAUGCAUAACUGGUUAAUGACCGCUACUUUGGCAAAUAUUGCCACUGUCAAUCAAAGCAAAGAUGAAGAACUGGGCGAAAUUGUUUGGAAGGCCCAUGGAGAUGCUACUGAAAUUGCCAUUCAGGUGUUCACCACAAGGUUAGAUUACGCUAGGGAGUCAUUGGUUGAUGGGUAUGAACAUAUUGCUGAAUUUCCCUUUGAUUCGUCAAUUAAAAGAAUGUCGGCAAUUUACAAGGAUAAAAAAUCGGGUGAAACUAGAGUUUACACUAAAGGUGCCGUUGAAAGAGUUGUUCAAUUGUGUACCACCUGGUAUGGCGAGGGCACUGAUGAUUCACAAGAGUUGCAAGAAUUGACUGACUCGGACAAACACUCAAUCGAAGAAAAUAUGGCAGCAUUAUCGUCCCAAGGUUUAAGAGUAUUGGCAUUUGCCACUAGAACCAUCGAUGACGGUUUCGAUGACCGUGAAAAUGUCGAAUCUAAUUUAACUUUCCAAGGUCUUAUUGGUAUUUAUGAUCCCCCAAGAGAAGAAACUGCUGGUUCUGUCAAGUUAUGUCACAAGGCGGGUAUCAACGUUCACAUGCUUACCGGUGACCAUCCAGGUACAGCCAAGGCCAUUGCCCAAGAAGUGGGAAUCUUGCCUCAUAACUUGUACCACUACUCAGAAGACGUUGUUAAAGUGAUGGUUAUGACUGCUAAUGAAUUUGAUGCUUUAUCCGAUGACGAUAUUGACAACUUACCCGUGUUGCCAUUAGUUAUUGCCCGUUGUGCUCCUCAAACCAAGGUCCGUAUGAUUGACGCAUUGCAUCGUCGUGAAAAGUUUGCUGCCAUGACUGGUGACGGUGUUAAUGAUUCUCCCUCUUUGAAAAAGGCCGAUGUUGGUAUUGCUAUGGGCAUGAAUGGUUCUGAUGUUGCAAAGGAUGCCUCUGACAUUGUGUUAACUGAUGAUAACUUCGCUUCCAUCUUGAAUGCUAUUGAAGAAGGUAGAAGAAUGUCGGCCAAUAUUCAGAAAUUCGUUUUGCAAUUAUUGGCAGAAAAUGUGGCUCAAGCAAUUUACUUGAUGGUUGGUUUAGUAUUUAUGGACGAAUCAGGAUUUUCCGUUUUCCCCUUGUCUCCCGUUGAAGUGUUGUGGAUCUUGGUUGUUACUUCAUGUUUCCCCGCCAUGGGAUUGGGUCAAGAAAAAGCCAGUGAUGACAUUUUGGAAAAACCACCAAACAAUACCAUUUUCACUUGGGAAGUGAUUAUUGAUAUGUUGGGAUACGGGUUCUGGAUGGCAUGUUCGUGUUUGCUUUGCUUUGUCGUUAUUGUUUUUGGUCACGGCAAUGGAGAUUUAGGAGUCGAUUGUAAUUCAAUGGAUGCUGAUACCGAUGUGUGUGGAUUGGUUUUCCGCGGAAGAUCAGCAUCAUUUGCCAACAUGACCUGGUGCGCUUUAAUUCUUGCUUGGGAAUGCAUCCACCCCACUAAUUCCUUAUUUUACAUGAGACAAGAAACCGAUAAUCCAUGGUGGAAACAAACUGCUAUUGACUUGUGGGGCAACCAAUUCCUCUUUUGGUCAGUUAUUGGUGGGUUUGUCACUGUUUUCCCCGUCGUUUACAUUCCAGUUAUCAACACAAAGGUGUUUCUCCACAAGCCGAUUGGAUGGGAAUGGGGGGUUGCUUUUGCAUGCUCAGUGUUGUUUCUCCUUGGUGCUGAAGCUUGGAAAUGGGGUAAACGAGUAUUCUUUAGAAGAAUGACCAAUAAGAAAGCCAAUAACCCUGAAUAUGAGUUGGAAAGAAACGAUCCGUUCCAAAGAUAUGCCUCAUUUUCCAGAUCAGGUACUAUGGACAACCAAAAGUUUUUGGUUUAA
Molecule: messenger RNA, 3282 nt
Organism: Lodderomyces margitis
Lineage: Eukaryota; Fungi; Ascomycota; Pichiomycetes; Serinales; Debaryomycetaceae
Gene: ENA2
Product: Na(+)-exporting P-type ATPase
Exons: 1
Coding region: 1-3282 (1093 amino acids)
Biological process (GO): calcium ion transmembrane transport; intracellular calcium ion homeostasis
Cellular component (GO): plasma membrane
Molecular function (GO): P-type calcium transporter activity; ATP hydrolysis activity; ATP binding
Source: RefSeq, a predicted model, not a curated record